This is a messenger RNA of Nelumbo nucifera (sacred lotus), 950 nucleotides long. The record is from RefSeq and is a predicted model, not a curated record. Lineage: Eukaryota; Viridiplantae; Streptophyta; Magnoliopsida; Proteales; Nelumbonaceae.
CAUGGAAUUUAAUGGUGAGUGUGAGUCAAUAUGAGGAGAAUGUGAAGGGGGAAGGUAUCUCCUACCCAAUUACCCAUCCCUUUUAGUCGUCGCUAGCGCGUUUCAGUCCUUCACCGGCCAAGCCAUUACAAUAAAUACGAACCUACCUUCUCUCUUCUCUCAAACCUUCCAUUCUUACACAGUCUUAUUAAUUCUAUAUCAUCAUCCCCCUACCUCCCUCCUGCUCUCUGAAAGCUGAAGCUCACAGCAGAAAAUAUGGAAAAAGCAGCCCAAGAACAGAAGAGACCAAUUUGGGAUUGUGGUAGCUCACUCUACGAUUCGUUCGAGCUCAAUGCAUUCAAACGCCAUCUUGACUCAGCCAUCGCCUCUAGGACCAUGUCUAUGCCGCGGUUAUCCGACCCAGUUCGGCCACCCCAGGCCCAGCCGGUGCCCAAGAAAUCUUCCAAGAUUUCUCGCUCCCUCAACAGAUUUCUUCGAUCAGUUUUUCGAUCAAAACCGAAUCCCGGCACCAUGUAUGGAGCAGCGGAGCGACCACAACACGAGUCGCCGUACACGUUUUAUGAUCCAUCCCAUACGCUUUCAACAAUUCCAGAGGUUGCAGACGUGGGUAUGAACUACAACAACAUGAUGAUCAGGGUUUCUCCAGAGUUCAACUCACUCUCACUGCCAAGGAGAACCACCUCCGAACGGUUUACAGCAACUAGAAUUGGUAUUUCCUGUGCUUAAUUGAUUCAUGUUGAUACGGUGUACAUACUUGCUACUCAUCUUGGGUAGUUGUGUGUGUGUGUGUCUGAGAGAGAGAGAUUAUUGUGUUUAAUGACCCUUGUGUAGGACUACUUUACCCUAAGAUCUUAUUGAUCACAUCGCAACUUAAUUCGGUAAUUGUCAAUAAAGGAAAUCCGAUUUCCAGUUAGCUACGCACUGGAAAUCGGCCACGUUAGACUUAAUAA